AUGGGAAAAGCAUGGUUCUUGCUUACCAAACUGCACUCUCUUGCUUGGCCUGGUUUGACGUUGGCUUACCCCUUAUACGCAUCAAUAAUGGCCAUGGAGCGCGGCAGCUCAUCGAAACAAGAAGUUGAGCAAUGGCUUGCUUAUUGGAUCAUGUACGCUUUACUAUCUCCACUGGAGAUGAUUUUCGAACCCCUUUUACAAUGGAUACCAUUUUGGUAUGAAGUGAAGCUUGUGUUUAUGGCAUGGCUAGUUCUACCACAGUUCGGAGGAGCAAGUUUCUUGUAUGAAAGAUUUGUGAGAGAUCAUGCCCUCAGGCUUAUGGGACGCAACUCACGCAAGGACCAUCUGAGACAUCAAGUAGCAACCUCGAGGCCAUCACAACCCGCACCAACGACUAUGCAUAAUGCCGGGGAGUUGAGACAAUCAGAAACACACAAUGCUCAUCAAAACACACGUACUCAUCAAUCCAACACGGCCAAUGACGCAAGUACUCAUCCAUCCAACACGUCUAAUGAUCAAGACACAAGUACUCGUGUUGCAUGGAGGUCCAUGAGGGAAGGACAAAGCAGACUAGUGCAUAAGCCGGGAAAGCGUAGAACACUUUGGCAUAGUUUCAUUCAUUGUUCUCAGACUAGGAAAUAG
This is a messenger RNA of Argentina anserina (silverweed cinquefoil), 642 nucleotides long. Its product is annotated as protein HVA22-like. The transcript has a single exon. Bases 1 to 642 code for a protein of 213 amino acids. Lineage: Eukaryota; Viridiplantae; Streptophyta; Magnoliopsida; Rosales; Rosaceae. The record is from RefSeq and is a predicted model, not a curated record.